AUGAGGUUUGCUCUCGCUGCCGCAUCUGGGGCGGCCCUCGUCGGCGCAAUCGUCAUUCCGGGUCUCCCGGCCGACUUCAGCGUGAACCGGCAGAGUCGCCUCUCUGCGGGCCACCCCCACGAUGCCGACGAGUCCAAGCACGAUGCGCUCUGGGCCGGCCGACUGCCGUCCAAGGACGCACUUGUCUCGACGAUUGGAGAGACCGCCGACCGCCUGGCCAGUGCGUUUGACAGCGCCGUCGAUGCCGUCGAGGACGCCCGCCACGAGCUGUCUGACAAGCUCACGGACAUCCUGUCCGGCCACGACGACGACGACAAGCACAAGCACCACCACCUGACCAUCUACGAGCUCAUCCAGCACAGCGAGUACACGACCAAGUUUGCCAAGAUUGUAGACGAGCACCCCAGCAUCGUGAAGCUGCUGAAUAGCACCAAAGCCAAUCACACACUCUUUGUGCCGACCGACGCGGCCUUCAAGGAUGUGCCCCAUGACGAGAAGCCCGACAAGGAAACCGUCGAAAAAAUCCUGAGGUAUCACAUUGGCCUUGGAGAGUACUCUGCCAAGCGCAUCCUCACGACGCACACCCUCCCGACGACCCUCGACGAGUCGUGGCUGGGCGAUGAACCCCAGCGGCUGCGCACCAGUAUCGGCCUCCACGGCGUCAGCAUCAACUUCUACAGCAAGGUUGUCGCUGCCAACAUCGAGGCAAAGAACGGCAUCAUUCACGCUGUCAACCACAUCCUCAUCCCGCCCCCGAUGGCCGGCCGGAUCAUCACUCUCUUCCCCGGCCAGUUCUCGACACUGCUUCUCGCGUACGAAAAGACAGACUUUGUCAAGUUCAUCCACGGAGUCAAGAUGACGGGCAGCACCAUCUUCGCUCCCAGCAACGACGCCUUCCGGCGCCUCGGCCCCCGCGCGAACGCGUUCCUCUUCAACACGGAGAAGGGCAAGAAGUACCUCAAGGCGCUUCUCAAGUACCACAUCUCUCCCAACGCGACGCUCUACAGCGAUGCGUUCUACGACAAGACGGGCAAGGACGACAAGGCCGACGCUGCGGGCGGCAGGGAGCACUACGACCUCGGCACCCUCCUGGGUGAGGCGCGCAUCAGUGUCGACAUUGCGAGACUCGGGGGCUUCUCGGCCAUCCGCGUCAAUGGCUUCGCCCACGUCUCGGUGAGGGACGGGGUGGCCAAGAACGGCGUCAUCCAGGUCCUGGACAGGGUACUGAUCCCGCAGCACAAGCACAAGGGGCACGAUGACAUCCAUGACAUUGAGAUUGAGGAUCUUGUUCGCAGGCUUGAGCCGUACGUUUGA
Purpureocillium lilacinum is the source of this 1314-nucleotide messenger RNA. RefSeq lists its product as uncharacterized. Gene Ontology annotation, biological process: macroautophagy. Gene Ontology annotation, cellular component: fungal-type vacuole membrane. The record is from RefSeq and is a predicted model, not a curated record. Lineage: Eukaryota; Fungi; Ascomycota; Sordariomycetes; Hypocreales; Ophiocordycipitaceae.